AUGUCUUCCAAACCCUUCAGGCCUUGCUCUUUGGACGUACUUAUAUAUGUCCUUGCACCACAUUAUUAUAAUGCAGAAGAACUGGGUAUGAUUGAGAGUUUCCAAGAACAGCAACACCAACUACUGCAUCUCCAACAUGAAGAAGAGGCCAGUACGUCAAAGUCAAAGCCAAAGCCAAAGCCAGAGAAAGAAAUAACGGUGACCCCAAAAAGGCAGCGCAAAAUGCAUGACGAGGAGGAAAGGCCCACUCCCUCAUGGGCCUCGUCAGUGAAUAAAAAACCAAGAAACACAAAGAAUGCAGCACCACCAUCUUCAUCUUCAUCUUCAUCUUCAUCUUCAUCUUCAUCGCCGCAGUCACCACUGCCACCGUCACCACCGUCGUCACCAUCGCCACCGCCACCAGUACCAGCACCACCAUCUUCAUCUUCAUCUUCAUCUUCAUCGCCGCUGCCACCACCGGUUCUGCCUGAUGAAUUCAAGAACCGUAUGAGAGAGUUAAACGGCAGCGACGUGCAAUUUGUGAUGAGGAAGAAUCUCUCCAAGACAGAUCUGAGCGCGAAUCACAACCGUCUAUCAAUGCCGAUGAAAGAAAUACGUUGCGAUUUCCUGACUGAGGCUGAGAAGGCAACAUUGCAAGAGAGAGAAAGCUGUAAAGGAAGACUUCGGGGUGUUGAAGUGAAGGUGUUGGAUCCAUCUCUCAGGGAAUAUACUUUGAUACUGAAGAGGUGGGAGAUGACGAGCACGAGCAUCUACUGUCUCAUCAAAGACUGGAAAAUCGUUCUCUCUCAUAACAGUUUGCAAGAAGGAGACCAACUUCAAAUAUGGUCUUUCAGAGUGGAUGGCAAAUUAUUUUUUGUAUUAAAUAAACUCUGA
Molecule: messenger RNA, 873 nt
Organism: Gastrolobium bilobum
Lineage: Eukaryota; Viridiplantae; Streptophyta; Magnoliopsida; Fabales; Fabaceae
Product: B3 domain-containing protein At2g31420-like
Exons: 1
Coding region: 1-873 (290 amino acids)
Molecular function (GO): DNA binding
Source: RefSeq, a predicted model, not a curated record